This is a messenger RNA of Panthera uncia (snow leopard), 3806 nucleotides long. RefSeq names its product XK related 8 (gene XKR8). Gene Ontology annotation, biological process: phosphatidylserine exposure on apoptotic cell surface; engulfment of apoptotic cell; apoptotic process involved in development. The coding region runs from base 339 to 1538 and encodes 399 amino acids. NCBI's taxonomy places the organism in Eukaryota, Metazoa, Chordata, Mammalia, Carnivora, Felidae. Gene Ontology annotation, cellular component: plasma membrane. The record is from RefSeq and is a predicted model, not a curated record. The transcript has 3 exons.
UAGAAGUUUGCUGAGCUAAGUAAGGGCAGUGUGCCUGGCCCGGUCCUAGCGGUCCUCGGGGCCCAGCGGGGCUGGGUGCGGGUACCCCUACGCGGGUUGCGGGAACGCAGCCGCGGGCGUCCGUCUGGGGCGCAGACGGAAACAGGUGGGGUCCGCGGACGCCCCAGCCGCGGGGUCCCGGGGCCUUGCUCCUCCCCGGACAGGGCGGGACGGGGAAGUCCCGCCCAGAAGGCCCGGGCCCUGGGCGGCCCCCGGAGCUGCGCCCGCCUCCUUCCUGCCGCAGCGACCCCGGGCUCAGAGGGCGGGUCUGAGCCCAGAGGGGGAGAGGCUGGCGGGUCAUGCCCUGGUUGCCCCGCGCCGCGCUCCUUUGGGACCUGGUCCUGGGCUUUUUGGGCACCGCCGCCUUCCUGGCCGACCUGGGCGCCGACCUCUGGGCCGCCGGCCAGUAUGUGCUCAGCGGCCGCUACCUGUGGGCCGCGCUGGUGCUGGCGCUGCUGGGCCUCGCGUCUGUGGCGCUGCAGCUCUUCAGCUGGGUCUGGUUGCGCGCCGACCCCGUCGGCUUGCACGCGUCCCAGCCCCCAGGCCGCUGCCUGGCACUGCUGCAUCUCUUGCAGCUGGGCUACCUGUACAGGUGCGUGCAGGGGCUGCAGCAGGGGCUGCUGGUGUGGCAGCAGGAGGCGCCCUCUGACUUUGACCUGGCUUAUGCCGACUUCCUGACUCUGGACAUCAGCAUGCUGCGGCUCUUUGAGACCUUCUUGGAGACGACUCCACAGCUCACGCUGGUGCUGGCCAUUGUGUUGCAGAGCGGCGGGGCCGAGUCCUACCAGUGGGUCGGCAUCUGCACAUCCUUCGUGGGUAUCUCGUGGGCUCUGCUUGACUACCACCGGGCCUUGCGCACCUGCCUCCCCUCCAAGCCGCCCCUGGGGCCGGGCUCCUCUGUGGUCUACUUCCUGUGGAACCUGCUGCUGCUGUGGCCCCGAGUCUUCGUCGUGGCCCUCUUCUCAGCUCUCUUCCCCCACUAUGUGGCCCUGCACUUCUUGGGCCUGUGGCUGGUGCUGCUCUUCUGGGUCUGGCUUCAGGGCACGGACUUCAUGCCAGAUUCCUGCUCCGAGUGGCUGUACCGGGCAACCGUGGCCACCAUUCUUUAUUUCUCCUGGUUCAACGUGGCCGAGGGCCGUACCCGAGGCCGCGCCGCCAUCCACCUGGUGUUCCUCCUGAGUGACAGUGUUCUCAUGGCGGUCACCUGGCUGACUCACAUCGCCUGGCUGCCCAGUGGGAUCCCACUGCAGACGUUGCUGCCUGUGGGCGGCGUCUGCGUCCUCCUGGGCCUGGCUCUGCGGCUUGUCUACUACCGCUGGCUGCACCCUAGCUGCCACUGGGAGCCUGACCGCGUGGAUGGGACCCGAGGCCUCGGCUCCCUCGAGUGGCGUCAGCUGCCUCAAAACAGGCGCAUGGCCCAGUUGGCUCAGAACUUUUUCCCCAGGGUUAGGGAUGAGGCUGUUUUGCCACAGAAGGGAGAGGUGAACGGGGUCCUUUGAGGCAGGGUCAGACCCAGCAGGGGACAGAACAGAUGGCAUCAGUUGGUGGAACCGAUUCACUCUUGAUUCACUCAAGAAGCACUUAAUGCCUGAUGUGCCGGGCACUGGAGACCAGAGCUGAAUAAGGCAGAGGCCUGAUUUCAAGGACGAGAACGAGAUGAGAAAGGCCGGGCCCUGGAGGCUCAAGGGCCCUAGUUAUGUACAAGGCACUUUGGGAGGAAAGAAGAGACCCCCCCCCCCCCCUUCCCCUGCCAACCAGUAUAGCUGGUGCCCUAAAGGUCCUAGUGCUGGCAUUUUCACCUCCCUGGCCGCCUCUAAAAUUGGUAGAGGUGCUGUCCUACCCCUUGGUUUUCCUUUCCUGGGCUAGAAGGUCCAGGACCUGCAGGAUGUGUUCUCCAGAAUUCUUCCUCCCUGCCCCACCCGUCAUCCAGUUCAUUCAACAAAUGUUUACUGGGAGCAAUUUCUGUGCCGGGAACAUUCUAUCCUUGGGACCUGAGCAGGAUCAGCUGCCGCCCGAGCUUCAUCUCUUACCCUCUCCAGCUACUCCUGAGUAGGCUCUCACGGUGGAAGCCGGGGAUGUCCAACUAGUAGCCCCUGUCAACCUCCCCAAGGCCUCUGUGCGGCUGGCCCAGACUCUGGUCCUGCUCUCUAGGGGCCACCUUUCAACCAAGUGCUUCUGAAUCUGUGGUCUGGGCCAUGGCUCAGCCCAGAGUGUUUCUUAUACUUUAGGCAGUACACUUUCUACCUCAGAGUUGAUGUGGAGAGGAAGAGGUGUGUGCGCAUAUGUGUCUCUGCAAGUGGACACGUGUGUGUUGUUUUUGUUCAGUAUUAUUAACAGUAUUAUUACAGUAUUAUUAAAACCUCAUGGAACCCUCCAACCUGGUCGUGUCACUGAACUAAAUCUAGAGUUCAAAGCCACCUGGAAAGAAGGGCCAGGGACAUGAAGUUCACCCCUUAAAAUCGAUAAAGGUCCUGGGACCAGAGGAGACAGCUGGCACAGGCUGGACUUCUCAAGCUUGUUUUCCAAGUUUCGGAGAUGGUAAGCCACUGCGGGUGGAUGGUCGCCAGGUGGGCUCCAGAACCCAGAUCUGGAGCGAUGCUAGUGUGUGCUGUUAACCUGCUGUGCUGCUAGGCUGGCAGGAGUAGCCACAAACGCCUUUAGUAUCAGGAAGUGAGUACCAGAGCCUGGGUGAAGAAAGGUCUUUUUGCUGGGGGCUCAGGGAGCAGAUCAGUGAAGAGGCAGCUUAGGGGAUGUGGGUGGUCAGUGAUGCCAGGGAAGUGCAACUUUAGUUGCUCUGGAAGGUUUGGGGUUUGGGGAAACAAGGAGAAGGAAAAGGGCACUGGAGAGAAGAAAAGGUGCAGUCAUCCUCUUGAGGGGACCCAGGAUCGUCUCAGUUCUAUUAUUCAUUUUCGUGCAGACACAAUAAACAGGAUAAAUAAAACUGUAUGAGAGAGUGUAAGAGGAGGAAAGGGCACAGGGAGAGGUGAAUGCAUGCUGUGGGUGGGAGUUAGAAUUUUAUAUAAUGGCCAGGGGAUGCGUCCCUGAGAAAUGGAUUCAGCCCUGAAGGAGAUGAGGGUCAGAACCACACAGGUGCACCGUAUCCCAGAGACCAAAUCAGCAGCGACUGGUGGGGGAGGCUUGUGCGGCUACACUGGCCUAGAGCCAAGGAUGCCGGAGAGAAUGGUUGGGGCGGGGGGAGGGCGCGGGGAGGCCCUGCUUCCUGACAUACACAGAAAGGUAAGGCUGAAAGGAUCUCUAGGAUCAAUCCGCCCAGCGAUUCCCAGAUUUGAAUUUCACGGAUCCGUAAAAUGGCCGACAUGGCUACCAACUUAAUUUUAACAGAAGGCAGUAAAAACUACCAACCAAUAUUUUCAUCGUCUCAGGAUAGGAUAUUAACAGCCUCAGAAAAAUGACCAUUCUUUUGACUACAUUUAAAUACACAGAAACACAUCCAUAAGUAAAAUCAUUGUGAUUUUUUUCAACUCACUGGGAAUAUCAAGGGUUGAGACCGCAGUGGGUGGGCUUAAAAGCCCAAACUAGUCUCCGACAUUUCCUAAUGGUUUCACUAACACAAAUAUUGUAUUUACUUUUCCAUGCUUCUUCCUGUCAUACAUGGAGAUUGGGUUCAGGGGAGAGGCCAUAUAUACUCAAAGAGAAGACAGUGUUUUAGGCAAUUCCCCACUUUCCCCUGAGAAAAAUCCAAAAAGUGUGUUUUUACCAUUUUGGCUAAAUCUAUAAUCACUGAAUGAAAUUAUCAAAUGAUGGUA